AUGCACACCAAGAGAGACCUCGGCAAACCACUUAGGUUUGCAUUGCUAGGGCCACAUGGCUCCUCUAAAUCGUCAUUGGUUUCCAUCCUUUCAAACAACAUGACUCUUGAGAACUACUAUCCAACGUUGUACAACUCACCCAUCUUGGUUGAAUUCCAGCCGCCAAACAAGAGAGCAGGAGUUCUACUAGAUCCGGUUUCCACCUUAAAUGAUCUCUCCAAAGUGGGGGUCACCAACGACAAGAAGAGUUCAAUUAUGUUACCAGAGUACAUGCUACGCAAGCUGGAAAGGAAGCAGAUUGACAAAUUGAAACGCAAGGAUAUAAUGGCCCAACCGAACGGCCACCCGGGUCCAACAACGGUGUCUCCCAAGGAGAGGGAGCCUAUUGUUGUGGAAUUGAUCGACACCCCGGGUGUGGAAGCCGACGACUUGAUUCCAUUCUUGGAGAAGUCUCUCGACUGCAGACUCUCAAAGGAUGUUUUAAACAACUUGGCCAAUGGAUACAACACCAACUACCGGUCUCGGGUGAAACCCCUUAUCAUUGGUUCCGGUAUUAGUGACAUGAAUGGAUACAUGGACGGAUAUAUUCUCACCUAUAGUUGCGUUCCGCAGGACCCACUUCCGCCAGCCUACGAGGCCUCCCAGAGCACUCCUACAAGAAAGACAGCCACACAGUUAGACAUUGUCCGUGCAGUCCAUGAUUCUAUUGAGGAUGCAUGGAAGGAAUGGACCGUUUAUAAUGAGGGCUGGAAAACCGGUGGGGAAACAGAGGUAAAACAUUCCUUCUCGAGCCGGUUCAAGAGAGAAGCAGACGCAACUGUCCCAGGAGUGGUUGCAAUGAUGUCGAGUUCAGGGAUGCCGCCCAUAGUUCUUGUGUGUACACAUAUUGAUUCGCCAUUGGCGUCUCCCAGACUUAUUGAGGAAGGCCGUGAAUUGGCCAGAAAAUGGAAUGCUGCGUUUGUUGAAUGUAGUUGCUCUCCGAUAAAGAGGGAGUGGGAAAAUGUCUAUGAGACAAUUGCCGUUGCCAUUCGUUUAGCGGAAGAGAAAUACCCUAGAGCUUCCAAAUGA
Pichia kudriavzevii is the source of this 1068-nucleotide messenger RNA. RefSeq lists its product as uncharacterized. The transcript has a single exon. Bases 1 to 1068 code for a protein of 355 amino acids. The record is from RefSeq and is a predicted model, not a curated record. NCBI's taxonomy places the organism in Eukaryota, Fungi, Ascomycota, Pichiomycetes, Pichiales, Pichiaceae.